Messenger RNA from Mollisia scopiformis, 156 nucleotides. Its product is annotated as ribosomal protein L39e. The record is from RefSeq and is a predicted model, not a curated record. The transcript is spliced from 3 exons. The coding region runs from base 1 to 156 and encodes 51 amino acids. Lineage: Eukaryota; Fungi; Ascomycota; Leotiomycetes; Helotiales; Mollisiaceae. Gene Ontology annotation, biological process: translation. Gene Ontology annotation, cellular component: ribosome; cytosolic large ribosomal subunit. Gene Ontology annotation, molecular function: structural constituent of ribosome.
AUGCCGAGCCACAAGUCUUUCCGUACGAAGCAAAAGCUCGCCAGAGCUCAGAAGCAGAACAGACCUAUCCCUCAAUGGAUCCGAUUGAGGACUGGUAACACCAUCCGAUACAACGCAAAGAGGAGACAUUGGCGCAAGACCCGCAUCGGUAUCUAG